AUGCCAACCUCGUACACCAUCGGAGGUCGCACCCCUGCGAUUACGAAGCCCUUCGCAGUGAUGACCAUUGAGGAGUUACUCGAUACUCUUCCCGACUGCGACUCUGGCAUAAUCUCCCAGCACUGGCUCCCUGCUAUGCGCCUGCAGAUAGAGAAGAUGAUCGGCGUGCUCAACGAAGCAGGCAAUCUACAGAUGGAGAGCAGCGUUGACCAGGUCACCUUGAACAGUGUGCUCAAGACCUUCUCCGAUCAAAUGCGAGCCAUCACUGCAGAGUACCGCAAAGUUGUCGAGCAGGCCGAGUCACUCGCAGAACGGGAUGGCAAAGCCAACAAGGAACGCGUCAAAGCCCUAGAAGAACAAGUUGAAGAGGCGCUCGAACUAAUGGAUGCAAAAGACAAAGAGAUCGAAGAAAGAGAUCAGCGGGUUUCGGAGCUGCGAAACACCGUCCACGAGAUCGCACGUCUCCUGGGCACAUUCAUUCAGAACAAUCUUCCCAGCUGGGUCGAGACCAUCAACGAGCCACGCACCCAGCAAGUUCUCCGCAUCAUCGCCGACUACACUCGUAAUGACAGCCUUGUUUCAGUCGACUAUCUCCGCAUCCCCGAAGAAACCCUCAACAAGUACGCGGCCGACGUACGCGAAGCCCGAAAUCUCGUCGGCGAAUACCGAAAGGUAUUGCAUGGACAAUCCGCCAUGAUCAAGGAUCAGUCGCAGAACCUCGACGCCCAUGCCGUGAAGUACGAGAAGGCGGUCAAGAUGGUGCGGGAAAAGGACCACGAGAUACUACUCCUGGUUCAGAAGAACGACGAUCUGACCAAACAGUUGCAGGAAAAUCAGAGCGCUCUAGCUGAGAGCCGGGAGACUGCCACAGAGGCCGAGGUGAUGACUCGAUGCUACGAGGAGCUUCGAGGUAACAUGGAGAGCUUGAAGACCGCACACGAACUUGAACUCGAUCAAAAGGACGCUGAGAUUGCCAACCUACGCCAGAAGCUCGGCAGUGCUCGUGAGGAAGUCUUUGCCCGACGCGAGGACGUCAAGAACGUCGUCGCUCAAACGCAGGCAAUGCUUCAUACACAGCCAGACCCAUACUCUGCCGCGGCGAAGAGCAGCAACACUUCAAAGGCACUGAGGUUUUUCGGCAUGGAGAAGGACAAGUACAAGAAGGGGAUUAUACCGGCCAGUCAAAGCACACUGGGUCUUUCAUCUGUCGACGCCAGAUAUUCCUCCAAAGAAGUGGCCCCGGGUGUUAGCAAAGAAGCGCUCUGGCAUCGGCCUUCGCUGCAGACGCACACAAACCAGCGUUCGGCACGCACCGCUCCCAAUACUCCCGUCGACAGAACGCAAGGUUCAGGUGUUCCUGCCUGGACGCCUGCUGCCAACCAAGCCCCAGCAGACCCAGUUGCCCCUGCUCCACCACGUUCCGAUUCCCUUGGAUAUGGUAGUAGUAAUACCACGUCUCCCAUAUCUCCUAUCAACAAAGACAAACCUCUGCCGGCAGAUCCCAUGUCGAUGUCGCAGCUCGCAACAGCCCGUCUGGCAAGCAUCACAUCUUCUAUGGAGAGUCCACUGCAAGCACAGAUAGCAUCCGACUACUUGAGCCACGGUAUCAUGGGCCAGACUUCGCAGACUGCACGACGAGUUCUGAGCAGAAUAACCGAAGUCUCAACACCAAAAUCGCGUCGAUCUCAAGAUGAAGAUCAGAGAUCGAGGCUCGAAAAUGUUCAUGAGGACGACGGUUCUGAUCAUAGCGUCGGAAGCAGCGAUCGAGAAGUCUACCGCAAGAGCAUUUGCGCCUUGGAUAUGCUAAACUCCUCCUCUGACCUGGCCAGCAGCGGGACAGAGACUGACAUUGAGCGAAUCAUGCGUGGUGCCGGUAUUACUGGAGGGACAGGCAGUCCACCGCCUCGUCUUCGAAACACCGGUCGGCACCCUGCAGCUACCUACAGUAACAACAACUGGCAGGAAAAUCGCCAAGACAAUGACCAAGACAUCCACACUGGCGUGGCCCGGGUCCUUCAUCUGCGUGCAGGAACCCGCGACCUUCGACGCGCGGGCGGCUCCCACAACAGCGACAAUGAUCAUCACGCUGGGAUGCGCGAUGGUGAAAUCGGUGUGGUCGGUCAAGAACGAGCACAACUUCAGCCACAAUUUGCCCGGGACCGUGAUUCCAGUGGCGAAUCUACGCAAGACCGACGCGAAUGUUUUACGAAUCCUGCCCGCGAGAGUGUAGUGAGCACUGGGUCCUCUGCUGGAUACCGUACUGAGGACUCGGAACCCAAGACUGUGGCGCAGCUGUAUCAUAUGAGCGGACGGCAUAUUCGUGGAUGA
Messenger RNA from Cladophialophora carrionii CBS 160.54, 2328 nucleotides. RefSeq lists its product as uncharacterized. The record is from RefSeq and is a predicted model, not a curated record. NCBI's taxonomy places the organism in Eukaryota, Fungi, Ascomycota, Eurotiomycetes, Chaetothyriales, Herpotrichiellaceae. The transcript is spliced from 2 exons. The coding region runs from base 1 to 2328 and encodes 775 amino acids.